AAUAGCAACCCUUCACAUAAAGUUCAUUUCUCGCCUUUCCCUAUCCAUGGCUAUGAGCACUAUUUCUUACAGGUUGGAGAUGAUGGUGUAAACGAGUAUCCAGAAAGCAGCGCAGCUGUGCAACGCGAAACAGACUGCUCGUAUACAGUAUGGUGCUCAGGACGAGUUGGUGUCAAUGGAAUGCUCAUUCAGAUCAAAACUAUGAAACGACAAGACUUGAUAAGCAGGAUAAUGGCAUUCUUUUCGCCACAAAAGGAUAGGAUCACAUUCAAGCUCGAGCUCGACCCUGGAGAGCUUGAUUCCUUCGUAAUGAUCUUUGGUCAAAAGAAACCUGUCGUUAAACAACAUAAAGAUAUGCUCGACCUCAGCACUUAUACAGUGGAGAAGAAAACAACUUCACAGUUUGGGUUACCACCAAGUUUCGCUCUGUACACAGAACAAGUUGAGGCCACUUAUGCUAUUUUUGAACCUGGAGUAUCUGCAAUACUUCGUAAAUAUGAGAAAUCCAUUGAGUACGUACAUAUAUCCGAUCAGUACAGUGGACCGAAGCCACCGGAAGGAGAAACUUAUACUCGAUUGCCGGAAGUUGUGCGGUUGGUGCAAUUCAGCUUGAAUCUUGACGAAUGUCGUGAUAAAGAAGCACAAGCCGAGUUGCUUCAACUUAUGUUCUAUAUUGUGGACAAGAUUCGCAAGUUCCGCUUGAGCAAGGAAGCCAAGCAGAAGGCGGAUAAGAGAAGGCGUGAAGUCGAAGAAGCGUUCAUCAAAACAACGCAUCAGCUGCGACAAGAAGCUGCACAGGCACGGCGUGAAGAGAAAACUCGGGAACGAAAGCAACGACUUUUAGAGGAGGAGGAUCCAGAAAAGCAAAGACGCCUUGAGGUUUGUUCAAUGCAGAAACACUUUUUUCCUGCAUUUCGCGGCGGACGCGACUAUAUAAAGCGGUGUUUCAAUUUUGAAUGA
Strongylus vulgaris is the source of this 960-nucleotide messenger RNA. Lineage: Eukaryota; Metazoa; Nematoda; Chromadorea; Rhabditida; Strongylidae. The record is from the annotation of a GenBank genome assembly.